Linum trigynum is the source of this 378-nucleotide messenger RNA. NCBI's taxonomy places the organism in Eukaryota, Viridiplantae, Streptophyta, Magnoliopsida, Malpighiales, Linaceae. The record is from the annotation of a GenBank genome assembly.
AUGGGCUACAUCCUCAUACACGAAGUGGGCGAGAGGGAUUUGGCCGGUCUCGCUUUCGGCCUGGAGACCUUCCUGCUCGGCCUCAUUGCGAAGACGAAAACUCACUUGGGACUUUCGCCCAACACCUUGUCUUCUGCAACAACGCCUUCAACUCCCUCUUCCCCGCUCAAUCCCAAGAAUUUCAAGAAUAGCAGCUGUCCUCGUCGACUUUUCUCCCAAGAAUACGCUACCUCUACCAUCACUUGGUCAGAAAAAGCAUUCAGGCACGAAAACCAAGAUGCAUAUAAAUCGAGGCAGAUGGAUAAGGUUACUGAGUGGCGUCAAUCACCGCACGGCAACCCAGACCUUCGCCCCCAUCCACCGCCGCGCGGCCAAUGA